AUGAUGAUUUCAGAGGAUGUGGAGGAGGAAUUGUUUCGUUUGGGUGCCUCCUCCGACACGAUCAAAAAACUCCAAGAGUUUGAUGACAUGGUGCACGAGCCGAUGUCAGGCAACCUCGACGGGUCAAUCCGCACCAAGGCUUUGCGUUGCAUGUUCAAAAUGCUUCAGGCAAAUGGCUUGGCUGGGGAAAACACGUGGUUCAAGGCGGCCCUCCUUCUUGAUCGCUUGACGGCAAGCAGCUUCUUCCGCUUAGAACAGCUGCCGCUGACCUGCGUGUGCUUGACCAAGCUUGUCGUGAAGUGCAUCUCCAGUGUGCCGAAGAUGGCACAUGAGGAAGACCCCAGUAUGAUCCUGAUCAAAGACUUUGCCACAUGGCUCGACUCCACGCAGAGCUCGGCGACUUCGGCAGUGUCCCUCGAGGCACUGAGGCUGCAUGAGGAGAAGGUCUUGGGUGCACUCGACUGGCAGGUGGAAGUUGCCUGCACGGAAAAGUGGUGCCUUGUCUACUUCACUCGCUUCGGACUGGUGGGCCGGGAGUUCCAGGCUCCUGUCCGGCAGUUGCAUGCACAGGCUCUGCUGCUUGCGCGCGCCGUGAUGAUGUGCUUUCCGAUGCUGAGCCACAAGAAGCUGGCCGCUGGACUGUUUUGCCUGAGCUUCGUGUACUCGGGCUUACUGCCAAUGGCCAGCUUGAUGCCUUCGGACAUGAAUGCCGCGGAGUGGAGCGCGCUUUUGGCAGCCACCGGGAAUGUGCCUCAAUGCCGUUUGCCGCAGGCGAUGACUUUGCGGCUUAUGCACAUGAUCUGCCUGGCCAUGAAAGAAGGGUGGGAAGACAUCCGCGCUUGGUCAAGGCAAACAGUAGAAACCUUGGGCGAAACAUUUCGUCAAGUUCGCAUGUUUCACGAUGGGCAAGGGCCGUGGAAUGCCUAG
This is a messenger RNA of Symbiodinium natans, 927 nucleotides long. NCBI's taxonomy places the organism in Eukaryota, Dinophyceae, Suessiales, Symbiodiniaceae. The record is from the annotation of a GenBank genome assembly.